Dromaius novaehollandiae (emu) is the source of this 1159-nucleotide messenger RNA. RefSeq names its product androgen-induced gene 1 protein-like. The transcript has 4 exons. Lineage: Eukaryota; Metazoa; Chordata; Aves; Casuariiformes; Dromaiidae. The record is from RefSeq and is a predicted model, not a curated record. Bases 91 to 648 code for a protein of 185 amino acids. Gene Ontology annotation, cellular component: membrane; endomembrane system.
GGCUGCUCGCGCUGCGCCGUUAGGCCCACGCGGGCGCGGCCGUUGGGCUCGGCGGCUGGGCCCGGCGGCGCUGCCGGCCAGGGGGCGGCCAUGGAGCGGGGAGGCUUGCCGGACGUGGCGCCGGGGCUGCGGGGCCAGUGGCCCGUCGUGGUCCUCCACGUGUGCUGCUUCCUGUGGGCUCUGUUUUCGCUCUGCCAGAACGUGGGGCUGCCUAAUUCCGCCCGCAGGGAGAGCGACGACACCUACGGAGGUCGUUGGAAAUACCUGACCUUCAUCAACCAGAUUCUGCAAACUUUAUUGUUUGGGAUAUGUGUCAUAAUUGAUUUUGUACUCAUAUUCACAACUGCCAAAAAGAAGAGUGUGUCAUCCAAAUUGUUGCCUGUGAAAGACUUCAUCUUCUCGGUGCUAGUAUUCCCUGUUGGGUUGUUUGUAGCUGUUAUGUUUUGGACUCUAUAUGCAUAUAACAGAGAACUUAUAUAUCCUGAAGAGCUGGAUGAGAUUAAUCCAAGCUGGCUUAAUCAUACUAUGCAUACCACCAUACUGCCAUUACUUUUUGUAGAGCUGAUAGCAUGUCCACAUAAAUAUCCUGGUAAACUGAAUGGAAUAAUAGGACUUAGCAUCUUUGGUUCUUCAUACCUUAUAUGGUAGGCCUUCCUUGUUCCUCAGAAAUAUAUUUUUGUAAAAUAAUUUUCUUCCUUCAAAGAAUCAUGUUAAACAAAAAUGAGUUAAGAGUAUGAACCUGCAGUCGUCUUGGGUUUUAUGUUGUGUUUAUUAUGUUCUUUAUGUUUAAUUUAUAGCAAUGUACUUCAAUUCUUACACAGAAAUACAACAAUAAAUAAUUUAGAAGAAACAUGUAGAGGUUGCAGAUGUUUAUUCUGUUUGUUCUUCUGUUUGUCUCCCUGUUUAUGUUCAUCUCAUUCUUAACAGUACCUCUGUGGUGCUUAAAGACUUCUGUGAUUGUAGGUUUUGAAUAUAUAAAAAUGGGACAUUCUGUUAAAUGUUUGAUACCUAAGAGAUAAUCCUAGCAGGAAAGAUGUGUCUGAGUGGGACUAGAAAACAAGUGAAUAAUGAAACUUUCAGAAAAAGAACAAAAAUUAAGUGGAACAGAUUACAAUUUUAACUUUUUUUAACAUAUUAAUAAAGAGCUAGUUUUCUCUUG